Messenger RNA from Coregonus clupeaformis (lake whitefish), 2926 nucleotides. RefSeq names its product E3 ubiquitin/ISG15 ligase TRIM25. NCBI's taxonomy places the organism in Eukaryota, Metazoa, Chordata, Actinopteri, Salmoniformes, Salmonidae. The record is from RefSeq and is a predicted model, not a curated record. Gene Ontology annotation, molecular function: protein binding. The coding region runs from base 365 to 1903 and encodes 512 amino acids. The transcript is spliced from 2 exons.
UGUUCCAGUUUUAUUUUGACUGUAAAUACAGUGAACGCCCAGGUAACUUGCAACAUAGCAGGAAGUAGGUUAAUAAUUAAUUUCAUCAAGGACUGGCACUUUUGAUGUCACGGUGGAAGUAGGCUAUGGAUAAUUCAAGACAACUAUCGUGUUUCUACAGUUUGUCUUCACUAUUAGUAUUCACCGAACAAUCGUUCCCAGUCGUGCGGUGAUCAACAGGUGCGGCUCUGUGCAGUUCCUAUCCGAAUGUGCGUGAUGUAAAAAAAAAAAGUCGGAUUUAAAUGCAAUAUCAACAACGACAACGUCUCCACGUUAAAAAUAUCGUAUCCUACUAAACAGGAUUUUAGAGCCUUCCACUGCCAGCAUGUCACUGUUUGAGACUGAAGGAUCCCUGGUGCUGGACCUGAGCUGCCCCAUCUGCCUGCACCUCUUCUCCGACCCUGUGUCCCUGCCCUGCGGCCACGUCUACUGCUCAGCCUGCCUUGAGAAGUACAUGGACACUGACACGGCCCCCCACUGCUGCCCCGAAUGCCAGGUUGAGUACCAGGGCCCCCAGGGCCUGGUGAAGAACUUCAAGAUGUGCAGCAUCAUCGAGAGCUAUAAAGCCACCACAGCAGGAAAGGUCAGAUCCGUCACAGAUGGAGAUGGUGGUGAAUGCCACAAGGGGGUAGUGUCACCUAACCAGAGAAAUGAUGAUGAGACCUCUGAAUGUCUGUUAGACAUAGAGCAACAGGAGUUACAGCACACAGGCUUGGGAGAUGCAGCUGCAGCGCACCCUACUUUUCCGAUAAACGAACUGGUGGAUGUCAAGAUGGAGAUGGCGAUAAUGGACAAGUCUAAACUUGUUUUAGCGUCUCAGGUAACGGAGUUGACGGUGAGGCUGCAGAUGGCUGAGGACCAGCUGAGGAGGGAGGAGGAGAGGGAGGUCGAGGUCAGGGCCGCCAAUGCCCUUCUGAGAGGCAAGGCAACCAAGCUGCUGGAGCAGAUGACUGAGCUGACGAUCAACUACGUUACUGGGAUGAUGGAGUUGAUUGAAGCGGAACUGCUCCCUGCCGAGGAGAGCCUAGGCAGCCGCGUACGCCAAGUCUCAGAGAUCCGAGAGAAGUUGAGGGAGGCCCAGCUCCGAGCCAAAUCCCUCCUGACCGAGGAAGACAGUGGGGUGUUUAGUGAGGGGCUUCAGGAGGCACAACCGCGCAUCAUGGAGCUGAUGGCCCAGCAACCUCUAGAGGAGCUGGACCACGACAACACCGGUCCUGAGGCUAAAGUUAACCCGGACCGCGCUUGUGACGAGCUGGAACGGAGGAGCGCAGAGCUGAGGGAGGGGCUCGGGAUGGCCCAGCGUUCCCUACGCAACGUCCUCAACCCCUCAGAGGUGACCUUUGACCUGGACACGGCCCACCCCAGCCUGGUGCUGUCAGAGGAUCUGAAGACUGUGACCUUCAGCGCCAAAAAGCAGCCCUACCCGGCCCUGCCAACAAGGUUUAGCAACUUCCUCCAGGUGCUGAGCACCCAGAGCUUCUACGGAGGUGAGCAUCGCUGGGAGGUGGAGCUGGACGGAUCUUCUCCUUGGAUCAUAGGGGUGUGCUACAGCGGGAUGUUAGCACGCAGCGGGCUAGCGAGCGCCCUAGAGAGUAGCCGCGGCUCCUGGUGCCUGAUGUGGUUCGAUAACCUGCUCAGGUCCUUCGAGCAGGGCCAUGAUGUUCCACUGAAGAGAACCCCGGCAGUACACAGACUGGAGAUCACGCUGAGCUUUAAGACUCAGAGGCUGAGCUUCUAUAACGUCAGCCAGUGCAGUGGGAAGACUCACGUGUACACCUUUAAGGCGAACCUCACGGAGCCGGUGCAUCUGGCCUAUAGGAUGAUGUCAGGCCAACCGAAGGCACGCAUAACAGUAUGCUCUUGAACUGUCACUGGAACAAUUGAGAACCAUGUGAGAUUACAUAGACUUUUGUUUUUAUUAAUCCUGUAUACAUACCAAACUUUUGUUAUUUACAUUUAAUUUUGUUUCUGGUUGUAGAGACAAAUAGGUGUUUUGGUCUGUGGAUGGCAGUAGGGGAGAGUGGUGUAAGUUGAGCCACCCCUUGUUUCUAGGAAACCAUACACAAAAUUAAUAAUGUGACCAGAUUUUAUGGAGUUUGACGGAAGAAACCACAUGGAAAAAGUGGUAAGCAAGCUGGUCCCAAAAUGUUUCACGAAGUCUAAUAAAUAUUUUGUCUUAUAGGUUUCAUGAUUCUUGUAGCUGCAUGGUCUAAACCAAGCAUUUAAAGUGCAUCCUUGUAGCUGUGUGGGCUAAUAUAGUCAAAAUGUUUGCCUUGGGGUAAGUUGAGCCAAUGGCCACCAUACCCCAUCCAAAUGAUGAUUACAGUUUGUCAGUUUUAUGAAUAAUAUGCAUAUUAUUUUUGCAAUGUGUCAUCCAUAUGAAAUCAAGAGUGCAUUUUUAUUGUUACAGAGCAGACAUCAUCAUGCCCCAUGUAUACAAACGUAAAACAAGCAGGGGUCUAGCCCCCCUUGAGGUUCUUGAGAGAGCAGCCAAUGAAGGGAAGUCCAUUUGAGCAGCAGCAAGGGAUGAAUUACACUGAAGAGGUACAUUCACAAAAAAAGAAAACUAACAUGUACCUGUGCAAAAGAGAGGCACACAACACAAUUUAUCUGAUAACAUGAAGUCCGAGCUUGUUAAACAUAUCAAGAAUCUCGCGGACCAGUUUAAUGGGUUUAGUAGCCUCAAAUGCAGAGAACUUGCCUACAAAUUGGCACAUCGAAACAACAUCCCUGUCCCAGACAAGGGUAAGUGGUAUUGAACAGAGAAAUCUAUAUCUGAAUGUAGGCAUACAUUUAAGAUAUACAAUAUACCCAGUGGCGACCCGUCAUUCAGGGCAGGUGCCUGUUUUGUGUGUUAUUUUGGCAUUAAUAUGUGUCACAUAUCAGU